CUGUAAAUUAUUGGGAAGUCACAACGGCUACUACCUAAAACGGUAACCUCAACGGUCGAAAAUUUUAAAAUUUCUUUCUCUUCUCCGCCUCUCUAAAUCACCACCUUCCUUCUUAUCCUUCUGUGUAGUUCUCCAUAAGCUUUCUAAGCAUUCCCUUCUCUCUCUUACCUCUCUCAUCUCUUCACUAUUAUCUCUAGUGGCUAUACAGGCAAAAGGACGAGAAAAGGGAAAGGGGAUAUUAUUUUUGCUUUCAAAUAUGCUGCAAGACAUGUGGAAUGCUCCUCCUGGUUUCAGACCAACCAAAUCUGCUCCCACCUCACCAGCCAAGCCUCUUGGGGUCUCUAGAAUUCGUUCUGAGUCCUUUCAUGCCAUCCACAAAGUCCCCGUGGGCGACACUCCUUAUGUGAGAGCAAAAAACGUUCAAUUGAUAGAUAAAGAUCCAGAGAAGGCUAUUCCUUUAUUUUGGGCAGCUAUAAAUGCUGGGGAUAGAGUGGAUAGUGCUUUGAAAGAUAUGGCCAUUGUCAUGAAGCAACAGAAUCGGGCUGAGGAAGCCAUUGAAGCCAUCAAGUCAUUACGAAGCAGAUGUUCAGAUCAAGCCCAAGAGUCCCUUGACAAUAUUCUUUUGGAUCUUUACAAGAGAUGUGGAAGAUUGGAUGACCAAAUAGCAUUGUUGAAACGCAAGCUGUACUUGAUUCAACAAGGGCUUGCCUUCAACGGAAAACGCACAAAGACUGCCAGGUCGCAAGGGAAAAAAUUUCAGGUCUCUGUGGAACAAGAAGCAACACGGCUACUGGGGAAUUUGGGAUGGGCAUUGAUGCAGCAAAACAACUACGUUGAAGCAGAAGAUGCCUAUCGUCGGGCACUUUCUAUUGCACCUGAUAACAAUAAAAUGUGCAAUCUUGGUAUAUGCUUGAUGAAGCAGGGAAGAAUUACAGAGGCUAAAGAGACACUGAGACGAGUGAAACCAGCGGUUGCAGAUGGCCCAAGGGGUGUUGAUUCCCAUCUCAAAGCCUAUGAAAGGGCACAGCAGAUGCUCAAUGAUCUUGAAUCGGAAAUGAUGAACAAGGGAGGAGACCGGGUUGAACAGAGUAGGCUCUUUGAUUCGUUUCUUGGUUCUUCGUCCAUUUGGCAGCCACAGCCUUGCCAUGAUCAUAAAAUUUUGCCAAUGUCAAAUGCAAGCAAAUUUCAAGACGAUUUUGGCGAUGAAAACGUUGACUCGAAUAUAGUAACAACCCAGGCGGUGCUUCCACAGCAAAAAAGUAUCAAACAGUCUGCUCUUUUUGGGAAUUCACUGAACGUGGAUGCACCUCCUUUUUAUUCCUUGAAAACGGUGAAAGAGCCAACUGGGAAUCAAUUCCAUGAGACCCUUAAGAGAACAAGAUCAGGAAAUGCUACUAAUUCAAAAAGAGGAAAUGAAAUGGGGGUGGUCAAUAUGUCAUCGGUGGAGCCGGACAAGCCUGAGACCAAGUCGAGAAGGCUAUCUGACGAAACAGAGGAGAGAUUGUCCGAGUUGUUGCCAGACAACAAGGACUUUGAGGAUGCCAUUCUUGCAGCAGUUCUGGGUCCAGCAAAUGAAACAGGGAAGCCGGUAGAAACUGUGACAACCACUAUCUUUCAGACGAAAAUUGAAAAGAGGCUAAAGGUUUUCCAGGACAUUACACUUUCUCUCAGCCCAAGAGCCUAGCCUGACUGAAGUCUAAUCCACCUUAGCUAAUUAUAAAUCGUAAAAAUUUCUAGGAUGGAGAUGAACUUGUUCUCCUUGACCCUAGUUCCUGUAGGAGUAAGCUGUGGGGUUUCCUCAAGCAAAUUGCUUCUAUUUAUUUGUGUGAGCCAAUAAGAGCAUGUAUUAUUUAACCCUUUUAUUUAUCUUAUGAAACAAUAAGGAAGAUUUCUCCGUGCUA
Molecule: messenger RNA, 1901 nt
Organism: Manihot esculenta (cassava)
Lineage: Eukaryota; Viridiplantae; Streptophyta; Magnoliopsida; Malpighiales; Euphorbiaceae
Product: protein POLLENLESS 3-LIKE 2
Exons: 4
Coding region: 257-1684 (475 amino acids)
Molecular function (GO): protein binding
Source: RefSeq, a predicted model, not a curated record